CCACAACACCAGCACCAGAGAAAUCUCGUUUACCCUUCUCCUUUAAACUCUGCUUGCUGACACUGGGUCUUUCCCUUGCCGGGGGAACGGGAAGGGCUGCGCCCUGAGAAAUGCAGCGAGCCUGAGAGAAAGGAGAGAGUUUCUGCCUUAUUAUCUAAACCAGCAGAGGAAGAAAUCACGCCGGGAGAAGAGGAGCGGUGGCGGUGCACAGCUCUCAUUAGCGAGCCUUAGGAGCUGGUGAUGCCACAGCCAGCGGGCGAGAGCGAGCGUGGGGUCUCUGGACACGAGCGUGAAGUACGGUUUUGCUGCAGCUAGAGGGCUUUGCUGCUGCUGCACAGCCCCGUGCGGCGCCGGGUGCCUUGCCGCACACCCCAGCACCGGCUCGGGGCUCCUCCGCGCCGCUGCCCAACGCUCCCCCAUCGCCCCGGCCGGGCCCCCCCGCAAGGCCGCCGGACGCCCACGCGGGUGACAGGCCGCGGCACCCCCCCCCCCCAAGCCGAGCCGCUGCCGCCCGUGGCCAUGCCUGCCGCCGAUGCUCCACUUCUGCCGCCGACACUCCAACUUGGUGGGUGAGCCCUUCCUUGGCACGCAGGAUCGCUCCCCCCCCCACCGCCAGCAGCAUGGAGAGCGUGCGCGAGCUCCAAAACCCACUCUUGGCCAAAGCCAACGGGCACCUUCGCAGCAGCUAUUCUUACCACCAGCAUCACAGCCAGGACUACCCCAGUCAUCGCUGCCAAGGGAAACUGUAUUCCUACAUCUUCCAAAACACUGGUAGUGCCAGGACUCACCAGCUGCUGGAUGCCAGUUCCCUGCAGCUGGCCGUUGAAGCCUUGUACGGCCCCAAUUUCAUCCUCGUGAAGGAUGAGACCGCUCUCAAGGCCAAGGACAGCAAGAUGGAAAGCUGUGAGACCACUUUUACGGAAAGCAGAGAGGCUCCAUCCGAAGGUCCUGAUGGGCAUGAGGCACAAGGGUCCUGCCUGGUAGAGAGCGACAUCCGCAUCCAAACUGUGUCCUAUGAGGUGGAGGAAGAGGAGCUCCAGGAGUAUGAGAGCGACUCCUCCAGCGACAGCGAAAGUGAGGAUCAUUUCCUGAUGCUUCCCCCCCGGGACCACCUGGGCUUGGCCCUUUUCUCCAUGCUGUGCUGCUUCUGGCCCCUGGGGAUUGCUGCCUUCUACUUCUCCCAAGGGACCAGCAAGGCUGUCUCCAAAGGAGAUUUCCACCUGGCCAGUUCAGCUUCCCGCCGAGCUCUCUUCCUCGCAGCGCUCUCCAUAACCAUCGGCACAGGAGUGUACGUCGGGGUGGUGGUAGCACUGAUCGCUUAUCUCUCCAAAGGGGGACACGUAUAGCUGCCACCUGCAUGUCAGCACCGCCCCGGCUGCCAGCCCUCCUGGGAUAGAGUUUUCCUGCAGAGCACAGGGCACCGGUGCCUGCAAGGGCUGCUUGCACGGUGGGACCCUGGCUUGGAUGCCCUGACAGGCUCUUUCCCUUUUCAGACAAACAGUAGACCCCUGUUCUCCCUGAGGCUGUGGGGUGCCACCAUCCGACAGCAGGGAAUUGGGCACGGGCCUGGCUGCUGGGACCAGGAGGAGCAUGUUUGCCUGCUGGAAGAUGUGAAGGAGAGACGCUGCAUGCUGCUGCUGGGCUGGUGCCAUCACCCCUGCUCCAGGGCCAUGGCUUCCCCUCCCAGCCCCACAGCCAGGAGAUCCACCACUGGUGCCCAGGCUUAGCCCAUGAAGGGGUCACGCAGGGAAGAGAGGGGAUAUGGUGCUGGGGAAUGACCCCGGGAGGCUGGGGUCCUGCUGGGGUCUCCAGACUCCUGUGAUGGGGACAACAUUCUAAUUUCAGUGCUAUGGGGUGGUACCUGGCCCUUCAGGUGCAGCGAAGUAGGAGGACACAGCACAGACGUGACCAAAGGGCAUGCUCUCGGUAUCCCUCUGCAGAUAAACCCCUGAUCCAGGGGACAUCCUGGUCACUGGCCCAUCCCAGGCAAGAAACAAGGAAGAAGGCAGGCUGAUAGUUGCACACCAUCACUCCCAUCAUUGGAGCAAGCUGGCAAAGACAACAAGGUUUUCUCAGCAUUAAUAAUGACUGUCAUGAUAAUUGCAAGUCGGAGUCCCUGUAAAGUUGGCGUCCCACAGUGCCGGGCCCUGAAAAGACUUGUAAUGGCAAUUUCUACCCAAGAAACGACCUGGGAGGGGUGAGGAUGUGAAGGACUCCACUCUCGGCACUAAGUCAGGGCCUUGCACACAAAGAGGGAUGGAAAGAAAAGGCUGACAUGACAUGCAGAGCCUGGGGUGGGAGUGCUGUUUGCAAGGGGAUGAGAUCCAGAGAGGGGAAAGACUUGGAAGGAGCCUGAGACACAGGGGCGACCCCAACACGCUUCUUCCCAGGCCUUGGAGAGGGUUAUCUCCAUCCAACCCAAAGCUCUGCUGACAAGAAAACCCCAUGCAUCCCUGCUUACAUCUUACUUUUGCUAAUCCGUAUCUUGUCAGCAACACGUCAAGUGCUUUGGAGGUGGGUGUGAAGGCAGUUACUGCCCCAAAGGGCUGGUGUUAAAAGGUCCUGCCCCAUCCCAGCUCCCCAGCAUCCACCUUGACCCUCCCUCUCCCUGGCCAUGGCUCCCCUGCCGCCUCCUUCCCCCAUGUGCAGGGGGCUGCAGGCAGACUCUGGGCACCCAUCACCCCCUUCCCAGGGUUUCUGGGUGGGCUGCAGCCAACUCUGCAAGAGGCGCAGCAUGUUCCUCCAACUGGGUGCCAUUCAAAUGUACAUUUCAUCCUAAAGAAGCAUGUUAAUGUCUGCGAUUGCUGUUGUACUUGAGCCAUAAAAGAGAGAAGCACAUAAGAGACCUGUUCAGAAGCUGUUCUGAAAGUUUCCAUUACAUUUAUAACAUGGAAGAGCUAAUAAAAAAAGCGGGAGAAAAAACUGUUUAUAAGGACAUGGAGCUGGCUAGUGAAGAGGUGAGCUUUGCAGGAGUGCUGAGCUCACUUAAACCUGGAGGUGUUUAUGCAGUUCCUGGAGGAAGUUAUAAUCCAGCUGGUGUCUGGGCAACUCGGAGGGAGAUGUACUGCGAUGUAGAUCACAGCAAGCAGCUAGCGCUGGGAGCGGGAUGAUGAUGUAGUCUUUUUGCCAUAUGUGGAUGGACAAGAAUUAGGGGGAGAGAGAGAGAGAGACUGGAGCAUUGUGCAUGUUCAGGCUGCUCUGUGUGCAAUAGAAGCAUAAAAUAAAGUGUGCUUGAAGAGGGGCAGAAGAAUAGAAACAUCAGGAGGGAAUAAGCAGGUCCUGCUUCUGUUGGUGCACAGAGAGAGACGGAAUUUGUGGGGAAGGACUGGGGUGACAAGAAGAGAUGAGGUGGCUUAGAGAGGAGAGAUGAGGUUCACCCUCACCCAGCAGCCGAGGGAUGGUUUGCAUUCCCCUCUCCUCCACGUGCUCAGCCUUCCUGGGCAUCCAUCCCUCCAAAUAACCAAGCAGGACAGGAGUGCUAUUUCAGGAGAGGGGAUGUCCAUGGGUGCCCAUGCAGCAGGGGUGACCAGACCAAACACCCCCACAGCUAAAGUCCUCCCCACCUCUCACCCCUGAGCACCCCCAGUCGGGGAUCAUGGGUGGUUUCUGAGGGGCAGGGGUGUGAGGACCCCUGCUGAUUCUGGUCCAGACAAAACUAUUAGGGCUGCUGGACCAGAAUUGGCAAAGAGAAACUGCAUUUGCCUCUGAAUUUGUAAUUCUGCCAGCUGGUUUCCUCCAGGAGCUGCCCUGGGUGGGGGGCCAGCAGCCCCCAGCCCAUUCCCUGUGGGCACCCUGUCCCCCUGCACAACAACCCACGUCUUUGUCUUUUUUUAAUUGGAGGUGCAUAGGGAAGGACCGGGAUAAAGGGCCAACAGAAUUAAAGUGUUUUCCGCUAAUAGCCUGAA
Molecule: messenger RNA, 3905 nt
Organism: Tyto alba (common barn owl)
Lineage: Eukaryota; Metazoa; Chordata; Aves; Strigiformes; Tytonidae
Gene: SYNDIG1L
Product: synapse differentiation inducing 1 like
Exons: 4
Coding region: 621-1346 (241 amino acids)
Cellular component (GO): membrane; intracellular membrane-bounded organelle
Source: RefSeq, a predicted model, not a curated record